This is a messenger RNA of Populus euphratica (Euphrates poplar), 1975 nucleotides long. RefSeq names its product serine/threonine-protein kinase HT1. Bases 383 to 1642 code for a protein of 419 amino acids. The transcript is spliced from 4 exons. Gene Ontology annotation, cellular component: cytoplasm. Gene Ontology annotation, molecular function: protein kinase activity; ATP binding. The record is from RefSeq and is a predicted model, not a curated record. NCBI's taxonomy places the organism in Eukaryota, Viridiplantae, Streptophyta, Magnoliopsida, Malpighiales, Salicaceae. Gene Ontology annotation, biological process: signal transduction; protein phosphorylation.
AGAAGACUGGUCUGUCUCUCUCUCUCUCUCUCUCUCUCUCUCUCUCUGUAGUUGUUGUUCAUCAUCGAAACAACUCCUGCUCCUCCUCCUCUACUUUGUGAUUUUUUAUAGUAAAAAGUACCUGGAGAAUUGAAUUAAGACAUUGUUGCUGCUGCUGUUGAUCCCUUCUUCUUCCUUUCACUAAAAACUAGUAACCAUCAGGUAGGUAAUAGAAGGAGAGUCUAGGAUCUGGAUGACUGAAUCUCUCUGAGGAGUUUCAGGUUUCGAUAAUUCAUGCAAUAAUUGCAAAGGUCCCAUCUGGAGAUACUGCACCAUCUAAUGAGUGUGACUAAUUUUGGAUAAGAAGAUUUGGGUCUUGUUGAUUUCAUUCUAACUAGCAUUCAUGAUUGGAAAAAUGGUGGAAGGGCCCAAAUUUACUGGAAUCAUAGGAGGAAAUACCAACAAUGAGAACAACUACUAUGAUUUCACUCAAGGGUUUUACCAAAAACUUGGUGAGGGCACCAACAUGUCUAUCGACAGUUUACAAACAAGCAAUGCAGGUGGAUCUGUCUCAAUGUCAGUGGAUAAUAGUAGUGUGGGAUCCAGUGAUUCUUUAACCCACAUCUUAAGCCAUCCAGGUUUAAAACCUGUCAAUCACCACAACUACAGUGUCUCGGUGGGACAGAGUGUGUUUCGCCCGGGGAAGGUCACCCAUGCACUAAAUGAUGAUGCGUUAGCUCAAGCAUUGAUGGAUCCUAAGUACCCAACUGAGGGGCUGCAGAAUUAUGAUGAAUGGACAAUUGAUUUGAGAAAACUCAAUAUGGGGACAGCCUUUGCCCAAGGUGCUUUUGGAAAGUUAUAUAGAGGAACAUAUAAUGGGGAGGAUGUUGCAAUUAAGAUAUUAGAGAGGCCAGAAAAUAGCCCUGAGAAGGCACAAUUGAUGGAGCAGCAGUUCCAGCAAGAAGUUAUGAUGCUUGCAAAUUUAAAGCACUCCAAUAUUGUGCGAUUUAUUGGGGGCUGCCGUAAGCCCAUGGUUUGGUGUAUUGUGACCGAAUAUGCAAAGGGAGGGUCAGUUAGGCAGUUUCUAACAAGGAGGCAGAAUCGUGCAGUGCCAUUGAAAUUGGCAGUCAAGCAAGCAUUAGAUGUCGCAAGGGGAAUGGCAUAUGUUCAUGGACUUGGAUUUAUACAUCGUGAUUUGAAAUCAGAUAACCUUCUGAUUUCAGCUGAUAAAUCUAUAAAAAUCGCUGAUUUUGGUGUUGCACGGAUUGAGGUGCAGACUGAGGGGAUGACACCGGAAACUGGGACAUAUCGUUGGAUGGCUCCAGAGAUGAUUCAGCAUAGGCCCUAUACGCAGAAGGUGGAUGUGUAUAGUUUUGGGAUUGUCCUUUGGGAGCUCAUAACAGGUUUGCUCCCCUUCCAGAACAUGACAGCAGUGCAGGCUGCAUUUGCAGUGGUGAACAAGGGAGUGAGGCCAGUUAUCCCAAAUGAUUGUCUGCCUGUACUGAGUGACAUCAUGACCCGCUGCUGGGACACCAAUCCUGAAGUCCGCCCCCCCUUCACUGAGAUUGUCAGGAUGCUUGAGAACGCUGAAACUGAGAUCAUGACUAGUGUGCGCAAGGCACGUUUCAGGUGUUGCAUGACUCAACCCAUGACAGUUGACUGAUCCAGAACAUACGACCGAAAAACAGAUCGUAAAGAGGAUACAAAUGAAAACUGAAGUAUAAACUGAAGCUGUAUGAACUGAACUUGUAUGUUUGUGUAUGUAUCAGUAUUUUUUUUUUCAAGAUAGGGAGAAGUUGACCAUUUAGAUUGAUGGUUUCUGUUUUUUGGUGUCAAUUGUACUGGAGUAGCGUGGUUGAAGGUCAUGGUUUCCUAGCUGUAGUAGUAGGGGAGCAUUGAUGUAUCUUCCCUCUGUAGCCAUAUAUAUGUACCUGCCCUUUUCGUUGUUGUUGGUUGUUGUUUUUAAUAUAACAAAUGCAGGUUCUCUUUGGAUUAA